AUGAUUACUGUGGGCCCCAAUAACUGUUUUAAUUCUCUCGAGGCUCCAAUAUCGGUGCUCAGGGUGAGCGUUGCAAUAAAAUGGCGAAAGAAUCGCAGAACGAAAUCAAUUCUCGACGAGAUGAGUGUUUGUUAUAGUCCCGAUAAACGUUCCAAAAUGGACAAAAAGUCCCUCACCCCUUUCACAAAGGUGCGCCGCAAAAACUGGCAACAGGAGGCGGUCUUUAAGAGUGAUCGCCAAAUCCCAGAGCAUUCCUACUACGGUGAAAGGUUCAUACCCAAGCGCUUUGACCGGGAGAAUAUGGAUUUAAAUCUAAAGUACAUUGGAGAGCAAGAGGAGCGAGAUAUUCUGGAAACGGGCGUCACGGUGACGGAUAGUUACUGGCGGCAGAGCAGCUUCGUUUCCAAUAUGAAUCACAUUUUUAAUAUUCAGGACCGCCGCCUUUUACAGUUCAACAACCUGCAGGGUUCCAGGGUAAAAGGGGGUGCCAGCAGUUCCAUAGAUUCCGACUGGCCCUGUGAUCCACGUGCGCGUCCCUACAGCAUCCAGAAUGCCACACACGAGAUGCCCGGCAUCUGCUACCCCAUCGACAACAAUAUGAUGGACUGGUCUGUUACCGAUCAAGUGGCUAUUUCCUCCAGCCAGGAUAUCAUGCUGUGGCGCAACCUAGACGAGAAGACCAUGGUUUUCAAGCUGGAGUCGCCGACAUCGCUCAAGUACUCUCCAGAUGGCAAGCAUUUGGCCAUCGGUUGCAUGGACGGCAGCUAUCCAGUACUGGACUUCUGGGAGAUAAUGUCUGACAUGGAGUUCUUGGUUACCUUUCGCAGAUACUUUAUGAAGUCCAUGGGACACAUUUGCUGUAUCGAGUGGUCUCCCAACGGCGAUGAGAUCUUCUGUGGUACCAACUGCGGAGUGAUUAUUGUCCUCACCUAUCCCAAACUAAAGUCCACGCAGAUCCGCGAACACCGUCACCCCAUUACCAAUAUUAAGUUUGACCCAAUCGGGAAGUACAUUGCCUCCAGUGAUACAAAUGGAACUAUUUUCAUCUUCGAUGCCUUUUCAAAGAAACGGCUGCUCAAGCUGGGCUGUAGAUCUGCGGUUUUUGAUUGGCAUCCAUGGACCGGCGAGGACUUGGUAAUUGCUGAGCGUCGUCCUGCCUCUAUUUUUAUAUUUAACAUGACGAGUAGAAAGUUUGUGGCUUCGUACAGACGAAAGGACGACAGGAUCUUUAUUAAGGCCGUUACAUUUAGCAAGAUCACGGGAGAGUUGCUGGUCAAUAUCAUUCGAAAGGAUAAUAACAUGAAUCUGGUGUGUGAAAUCCUGGUGCUUGCUUCGUUGAAUCGAGUGGUUGACUUGUUGUCGCAUCAAAGCCGCGGGACGUUGUUUUUGAUGUGGAGUCCAGAUGGAACCAAUAUAGCCACAGGUGGCCUUGACGAGACAUUUUCCCUGUGGAAUUUCAUUCCCACACACAAGAAAUACGCCAUACUCCGGAAACUUCAGAAGUCCAAAGAAAAUUGUAGCUCUUUGUGCCUGUUUAAAGGUAUGCGGUGACCUGUUAGGA
Molecule: messenger RNA, 1561 nt
Organism: Drosophila bipectinata
Lineage: Eukaryota; Metazoa; Arthropoda; Insecta; Diptera; Drosophilidae
Gene: cort
Product: Cdc20/fizzy protein cortex
Biological process (GO): positive regulation of anaphase-promoting complex-dependent catabolic process; positive regulation of ubiquitin protein ligase activity; anaphase-promoting complex-dependent catabolic process
Cellular component (GO): anaphase-promoting complex
Molecular function (GO): ubiquitin ligase activator activity; anaphase-promoting complex binding; protein binding
Source: RefSeq, a predicted model, not a curated record